GAGAAAGGAGAAAGAAAGGGUGUGAUGGGCCAGAAGUUGCUGGUGCAAGAGGCGCCUGGCUCCGGUUCCGCCUCGACGAAUCGCAUGGAAGGCGGCGAAGGUGCCGGAGGAGGGGAGCUACACCACUUCCUCCAGUACAACCAGCAAUCUCACAGUCCUAGCCAGAGCCUGCAGGGUGGGCUUCCGCUUCCGCUCAGCCCACAACCCCUGCGACACGACGGUGCCUCGAGCGCCGGCAUCGUCGGGGUUAAGAGGGAACCGGAAGAUCUCAGCUCGUCACGCGGAGGCCAACAACCCAGCAAACGACACAAACAGACGCAACCCGACAGUCCCACACCACCGGGAAUGUACCAUCAUCAUCCGCAUCAGUUGCAGGUGCAGCAGUACGGCAGCCCUUACGACCCCUACACGUCGUGCAGUCCGAGGUUGCAGUCGACCGCCUAUACGUCUACGUCAGCGACCGGGACGGGAAACGCAACGGCGAAUCCGGGUGGCGGCCUCCAUCAGGAGGCGACGACAGUCUACGUCGCCGGCGACGCACUGCCGCCGCUCGCCUCGUCGAGCUCCACUUCCUCGCUGUCCACCACGACUGCUUCGUACACGAGGUACGAGGUCGUGCCGAGCUCAUAUGCUACGACACACGCGAUACGCUCGUCGUCGAGUAGCAGCAAAGUCCUGACCGUUGAUCUUCCCAGCCCUGACUCUGGCAUAGGCGCCGACGCGGUGACGCCCAGACAGGACCAUCAUCCAACCACAGCUCUUCAUCAGUCCUCAUUCGACUACACAGAAUUAUGCCCUGGGGGAACAACAGCCGGAACAGCGGUAGUUCUCGAAAGUGGAGCGGUGAUACACCAACCCCUGCAAUUACAGCUGCAGCAGAGCCACGCACAAGCGCAGGUGCAACGCAGCAACUUAGUGUCCGCUGGUGCGACAAAUCCGAAUCCAAAUCCAAAUCCGCAGAGAUCGCGGCCUUGGCAUGAUUUCGGCAGACAGAACGACGCCGAUAAGAUCCAGAUACCGAAAAUUUUCUCGAAUUACGGAUUCAAGUACCACUUGGAGUCACCGAUCAGUACGUCCCAGCGCCGCGAGGACGAUAGAAUAACGUAUAUCAAUAAGGGCCAAUUCUACGGAAUCACGUUGGAAUAUGUGUCCGAUCCGGACAAGCCGCUCCUCAAGGCAGGGCAGACAGUCAAGAGCGUAGUAAUGUUGAUGUUCCGAGAGGAGAAGAGUCCGGAGGAUGAAAUCAAAUCCUGGCAGUUUUGGCACGGGAGGCAACACUCUGUCAAACAACGGAUUCUUGACGCUGACACAAAGAAUAGCGUUGGCUUGGUGGGCUGCAUAGAGGAAGUCGCGCACAAUGCGAUUGCCGUUUACUGGAACCCACUCGAAUCGUCGGCAAAGAUAAACGUGGCGGUGCAAUGUCUCAGUACCGAUUUCUCGAGUCAGAAAGGCGUGAAGGGUUUGCCACUGCAUAUCCAGGUCGACACGUACGAGGAACCACCGCCCCACACGCACACGUAUACGCCGCCUUCCCAUCGCGGCUACUGUCAAAUUAAGGUCUUCUGCGAUAAGGGAGCUGAGAGAAAGACCCGGGACGAAGAGAGACGCGCGGCUAAGAGGAAGAUGACAGCGACUGGCAGAAAAAAGCUCGACGAGCUUUAUCACCCCGUUACGGAGCGCAGCGAGUUUUAUUCUAUGGUCGAUCUGCACAAACCGCCUGUGCUGUUCUCUCCACCGGCUGAACACGCCAUCGAUAAGUUCUCGACGAUGGAGUUGUCGGGCUUCUACGGUGGUGGCGGCGGCGGGGGAGGGGGUGACACCGACACCUCGUCCCUCAGUAAUGGUGAAGGUGGAGGAUUGAAGGCGGGGGGUAGCAGCCCCUAUCCACCGCCAUGCGCCCGGCCGAGUCUGCCGGCCCUCAAGUUCCACAACCAUUUUCCGCCCGACAAUCUCAGUAACCUGCACGACAAGAAGGACUCGUUGCUGAUGCAGGUGCAGGAGCUGCAGGGCUCGAUGCUGCAAGGGGUGCAGACCGGCCUGGCGGGCACGGUGGUGUCCAGUGUCGGUAAUCGGCUGCACCUACAACAGCAGCCGCCGCAUCUACGCCCAGCGGACGCCGAGGAACGCGUCAUGCUCUACGUACGUCAGGAAUCGGAAGACGUCUAUACGCCACUGCACGUCACACCACCGACAGCCCAGGGGCUCCUCAAUGCUAUUGAGUCAAAGUACAAAAUUGCAUCCUCGAGUAUUAAUAACCUCUAUCGCAAAAACACAAAGGGAAUUACAGCGAAAAUUGACGACGACAUGGUCCGAUAUUACGUCGACGAGGACCUGUUUCUGCUGGAGGUGAGCCACUCGCGGAUCAAUUCUGACCCGGGCAGCGAACGCAACCCGAAUAAUCCGGGCUCGCCUGGUGACCCUGGCGAUCCGAGUGAUUCUUCCGCCGGAUAUGACGUCACUCUCAUCGAACUACCUUCAUCGCCUCCACAUCUACCACACUCACCCCUCGCCAAUUCCACACAUGCACAUGUGCAUGUUCACGACAAUAGUAACACGUGAACCUGAACGAACAAGAAACGUUUAUGUAAAUACGCUACGCAAGCUUGACGAGAACUGAUCGCUUGGAUGAAUGAAGGAUCAGCAAUAUCUUGCGUUGAAUAAUAACAAUUAUUAAAUAAUUGUUAUUAAAUAACAAUUAUUAAAUAAAUAGCGAAUUUUUUUCGCACCACGUUGAAGAUUCUUGUAUAGUUUACUUGAUGAUGUGUCUUUCAAAAAUGGCCAUCGAGAAAGAUCCAAGUAGCAACGUGUUAAUUAUUUUCCAGCAAGAACAAUCAAGAAGAAUCAAGAGAGAAUACAUUUCUGAAGAUCACCGAAUUUUCAACGUGAUAGUUCAAAGAAGAAUCGAUGCCACGUUAUUUUAAUCGUAUAGUGUAACAGAGAUUUAAUUGCACAUUUCGGGCUGAUUUCGUUGUCGAUGUUUUAGGGUUAUAAAAAAUUUUAACAAUAUAAACUGUAAGCAGUAAGGACAUUAACAUGUUGAAUUUGUUAUUGCUUACGUUUUAUUGUUUAAGUUUUUAUGUGCCAUGGUUCUUACUGUUCUCCUCUUGCCGCUCGUAUUUAAACAAUGAGUUAAUGGAUACUUAAUGAAGAUGUCGACAAUGAAAUCAGCCGAAGAUAUGCAAUUAAAGCUCAACUCUGUAGUAUAAUAUCACAGUCGAAGCCUAUAUUUAAACGGAUACAUGUUUUGAACAAUUAUCGAUACAAUAAUUAUUAUCGAAACAUUUACCAAAAAACUAAUAAGCAUACGCUAAAUAUUUUUAUGACACUUCAACCCUUU
This is a messenger RNA of Trachymyrmex cornetzi, 3337 nucleotides long. RefSeq names its product protein grainyhead. Gene Ontology annotation, cellular component: nucleus. NCBI's taxonomy places the organism in Eukaryota, Metazoa, Arthropoda, Insecta, Hymenoptera, Formicidae. Gene Ontology annotation, biological process: regulation of transcription by RNA polymerase II. The transcript has 12 exons. Gene Ontology annotation, molecular function: DNA-binding transcription activator activity, RNA polymerase II-specific; RNA polymerase II cis-regulatory region sequence-specific DNA binding. The record is from RefSeq and is a predicted model, not a curated record. Bases 25 to 2559 code for a protein of 844 amino acids.